AUGGUGAGUUAUAGAGUAGCAAGCGCUUCAGAAUACCUUGUAAUCACUGGUUGUGGUAUAGAUGACAUCAAACUAGCAAAGAAAGCAUGGAUUCUUCCUGGUCAAUCCUUCAGGCGUUUCGAUAUUUCACCAGUAAACUACACCUUCGAAGUUCAAGCUAUGAGUUCAGAAAAACUCCCUUUCUUGCUUCCUGCUGUUUUCACAAUUGGUCCUCGUGUUGAAGAACAUGAAGCCUUGAUGAAGUAUGCAAAACUCCUCUCUAGUCAUGAUCGUCAAUCGAAUCAUGUCAAAGAACUUGUUCAAGGUGUUAUUGAAGGAGAAACUAGAGUUCUCGCUGCUUCGAUGACUAUGGAAGAUGUUUUUAAAGGUACUAAAGAAUUCAAGAAAGAAAUAUUUGAAAAAGUUCAGUUAGAGCUAAAUCAAUUUGGGCUCUUGAUUUACAAUGCUAACAUCAAACAACUUGUGGAUGUUCGAGGACAUGAAUAUUUUUCUUAUUUGGGUCAGAAGACUCAGAUGGAAGCUGCAAAUCAAGCCAAAAUUGAUGUCGCAGAAGCCAAGAUGAAAGGUGAAGUUGGUGCGAAACUGAGAGAGGGACAGACAGUGCAGAACGCGGCAAAGAUCGACGCUGAAACCAAGAUUAUUGCUACUCAGAGACAAGGAGCAGGAAAGAAAGAAGAGCUUAAAGUGAAGGCUGAGGUAAAGAUUUUCGAAAACCAAAGGGAUGCUGAGGUCGCUGAAGCUAAUGCUGAGUUGGCUACUAAGAAGGCUGGAUGGGCACAGUUGGCACAGUUAGCAGAGGUUGAAUCUGUUAAGGCCGUGGCUAUCAAAGAGGCUGAGUUGCAGAGACAAGUUGAGUUGAAGAAUGCUUUGACUCAGACUGAGAAAUUGAAGGCUGAGUAUCUUAGUAAAGCUAGUGUGGAAUAUGAUGUCAAGGUGCAAGAGGCAAACUGGGAGUUGUACAAGAAACAAAAAGAAGCAGAAGCAGCUUUAUAUGAGAAACAGAAAUCAGCUGAAGCUCAAAGACUUGCUGCUGAGGCACAAUUUUUCGCACGACAACAGGCUGCUGAUGGAGAAUUAUACGCGAAAAAGAAAGAAGCCGAAGGAAUGGUAGCUGCAGCUCAAGCACAAGGGGUUUACGUUGGAACACUUGUAAAAUCAUUUAACGGGAACUAUGCUUCACUAAGGGAUUACUUGAUGAUUGAUGGUGGAAUGUUUCAACAAAUUGCCGAGAGUAAUGCUGGUGCAGUGAAGGGUUUGCAGCCAAAGAUUAGUAUUUGGACUAAUGGUGAUGGUUCUUCUGCUGGAGUUAAUGGUGUAGACGGUUCAUCUUCAGGAGCUUUGAAAGAGAUUGCAGGAUUAUAUAAGACGUUGCCAAAUUUGCUUCAGACUGUGGAGCAACAAACUGGAAUGAUUCCACCGGCAUGGUUAGGUACAAGUUCUAGUACUCCUCAGUAA
Papaver somniferum (opium poppy) is the source of this 1455-nucleotide messenger RNA. RefSeq names its product flotillin-like protein 4. Gene Ontology annotation, cellular component: plasma membrane raft; plasma membrane. Gene Ontology annotation, biological process: protein localization to plasma membrane. The record is from RefSeq and is a predicted model, not a curated record. The transcript has a single exon. Bases 1 to 1455 code for a protein of 484 amino acids. NCBI's taxonomy places the organism in Eukaryota, Viridiplantae, Streptophyta, Magnoliopsida, Ranunculales, Papaveraceae.